This is a messenger RNA of Salmo salar (Atlantic salmon), 1004 nucleotides long. RefSeq names its product 60S ribosome subunit biogenesis protein NIP7 homolog. NCBI's taxonomy places the organism in Eukaryota, Metazoa, Chordata, Actinopteri, Salmoniformes, Salmonidae. Gene Ontology annotation, biological process: ribosome assembly. Gene Ontology annotation, molecular function: RNA binding. Gene Ontology annotation, cellular component: nucleus. The record is from RefSeq and is a predicted model, not a curated record.
CGUUUUCCGGCACAUAAACUUCCGCUCACUAUCUCCACGCUGUAGCGUUUAUCACGCUACUUCCACUGGGCAUAAUAUUGUAAGGAAAUCAGCUGAAUCCUUUACCAAGAUGAGACCUUUAACAGACGACGAGACAAAAACGAUGUUUGAGAAACUGUCUAAAUACAUUGGUGAGAACAUCAAACUCCUGGUAGAUAGACCCGAUGGGACAUAUUGCUUCAGACUUCACAAUGAUCGUGUUUAUUACAUCAGUGAGAGAAUUCUGAAGUUGGCCACCAACAUCGCCCGUGGUAAGUUGGUGUCGGUGGGCACCUGCUUUGGAAAGUUCACCAAGACCAUCAAGUUCCGCCUGCAUAUCACAGCACUGGACUUCCUGGCACCGUAUGCCAAGUUCAAGGUGUGGGUUAAGCCUGGGCAGGAGCAGUCCUUCCUCUAUGGGAACCAUGUGUUGAAGUCUGGUCUGGGGAGGAUCACAGAGAACACUAACCAAUACCAGGGUGUGGUGGUGUAUUCCAUGGCAGAUGUACCGCUGGGUUUUGGAGUGGCAGCCAAGUCGACCCAGGAGUGCAGAAGAGUGGAUCCCAUGUCCAUCGUUGUGUUCCACCAGGCAGACAUUGGGGAGUUCAUCAGGUCCGAGGACACGCUCACAUAAAGGAGUCUUCACAAACUGGACUAUCAAUUAUACACAGUAGUGCUUCCCCCUCUCCUCAGGGACCAGACGUUUCAACAUAGCUGUACUUCCCUCUCCUCAAGGACCACCAGAGGGCUGGGUGAUUUACAUUCAGUUACCAACAUCCCUGUCACUAUGGCUACGUGAUUUACAUUCAGUUACUAUGGUUACCAACAUCCCUGUCACUAUGGCUGAAUGUAAAUCACCCAGCCAUAAUCUAAAUAAAGAUGUUUUGUAAUAUUCAUAAUCUGUAUGGAACUGUGAGUGAUUUGCAUAAAUAUGAUUGUGCAGUUAAUUCUAUCAGCAUAACAUUAAAAUUGUUUUGAUAUAGUGA